AUGUCUCCUGUCACCACUGCCGCCGCCACUGCUACUGCCAUGCCCCUCCUCAAGUCGGAGAUGACGCCAACGGCCAUUGAUGCAGCAUCGCCCUCAGACCCCUCCUGCAUGUCCAACAACACCUCCUUUCCAGUUGUUAAGACUCUGUCCCUUCGAGACUAUCUCUCUCCUGAAACACGAACGCAAUUCCUGGAGGAAAUGCGCCAGUCGCUGGUGACGAUCGGAACCUUUUAUAUCAAGGACCACGGUGUUGCCACGUCACUUACGACAAGUGCCAUGAAGACUGCCCGAGACUACUUUUCGUUGCCACUCGAGGAGAAGAAGAAGAUGAUGAUUGGCAAAGAGCUCACAAACAACCAGGUCGACCACCGUGAACAGCUCCAAUUCGGGCCAGAGCGGGCACCACUCGACGGCUUUGCUCCUUCCAUCUCGCCCAACUACCACGGUCUCCAGGGACCCAACCAAUGGCCAGUCACCACUCUUGAAGCCGUCCCUGAGUUUCAGUCAACCAUCCUCAGUUUCAUGACUGAGCUUGAGACCCUGUCACAUCACCUCAUGGAAGCCGUCGCUCUAUCCUUGGGCCUUGACGCGUCUUAUUUCAGAACCAUGUUUGGCCAGUCGCCUUACUACCGCCUCAAGUGUGCCAAGUACCCCUCAGUCGAUAAGGCUGCUACUAUCGGAUGUGGUGCACACAAGGAUACGGGUUUCUUGACCGUCCUGCUCCAAGAUAUGGUUGGUGGUCUCCAGGGUCAGGACCCUAAGACGGGCGAGUGGGUGGAUACGCGUCCCAUUCCCGAUACAUUCAUUGUUACCAUGGGCGAGGCGAUCGAGCGGUUGACGGGUGGUUUGUACCAUGCGACGGUUCACCGCGUCUUGAACAACACCUCGGGCCAUGACCGGUAUAGCAUCCCCUUCUUUUUCGACCCUGCCGUCGACGCCAAGAUCCCACACCGUAUUUCUCAGCUAUUUACUGGUUCCAAGCCUCUGGUUCCUUCAAUGUCGCCCUCAUCGCUGAUCGGAGGGUCAGCUUCCGAGUGGGAAUCUGAAGAAGAUGAGCUCGAGGACAAGGUGGAUGCUUUGGGCAUUCACGAUGAAGUGGAUGCGAGAGCUGAGGGGGAGGUUGUUGUUACUGGGGAGGUCCGCAGCGUAAGAGGAACCUGGAGCAAUGGUGAACAUAUCUUUGAGACGGUGCAUCGCUGUCAUCCUGAGGUCUUUGAGCGCUGGUACACUCCUGAGCUUUAA
Molecule: messenger RNA, 1242 nt
Organism: Linnemannia hyalina
Lineage: Eukaryota; Fungi; Mortierellomycota; Mortierellomycetes; Mortierellales; Mortierellaceae
Source: the annotation of a GenBank genome assembly